UUUGCCCGUACGGAUUCCGCUUGAGUGAUCCGUGAUCCGAUCCGACGAUGGUCCCGGUUGUUGAUCCCAGCUCUUUCUGUUCUUUGACCAAGUGCAUCACCAAGCACCUGAAUCUGACCUUCCGAGUGGAUUUUGAGAGCCAUGUCAUCAAAGGCAAAGUCGCUUUGACCAUAGAAGUGCUGGAGGAUAAGCUAUCUUCUCUGACACUGGACACAAAGGACCUGAAGAUCUUCCAUGUGAGGGCCAAUGGACAGGAGGCCACUUUUGCUCUGGGCACCCAGCACAGGUUCAAAGGGACCCCACUGGUCAUCACACUCCCCUUCGCUCUGUCCAGGGGUCAGCACGUGAUCGUGGAGGUGGCCUAUGAGACCUCUCCCAAGGCCUCGGCUCUGCAGUGGCUCCGGCCCCAACAGACUGCUGGGAAGAAACAGCCCUACCUUUUCAGCCAGUGCCAGGCUACCCACUGCAGGACCAUGGUUCCCUGUCAGGACACUCCGUCAGUGAAGCACACCUACUACGCCCAGGUGUCCGUCCCCAGAGAGCUGGUGGCUCUGAUGAGCGCUGUGCGUGACGGGCAAGAUCCUGACCCUGAAGACAGCAACCGUACCGUCUACCGCUUCCGCCAAACGGUUCCGAUGCCGUCUUAUCUCAUCGCUCUGGUUGUGGGGGCCCUGGAAAACCGGGAGAUCGGCCCGCGGUCCAGGGUGUGGUCUGAGAAGGAGCUGGUCGACCAGGCAGCCUAUGAGUUUGCAGAAACGGAGGCCAUGUUGAAGGCAGCGGAGCAGCUUGCGGGGCCCUAUGUGUGGGGGCAGUAUGAUGUUUUGGUGCUCCCCCCCUCCUUCCCCUACGGCGGCAUGGAGAACCCCUGCCUCACCUUCGCCACGCCCACCCUGCUGGCUGGGGACCGGUCCCUGUCCAAUGUCAUCGCCCAUGAGAUCUCCCACAGCUGGACUGGAAACCUGGUGACCAAUAAGACCUGGGAGCACUUCUGGCUGAACGAGGGUCACACGGUGUAUCUGGAGCGCAUGAUUGGCCGGUCUCUGGAGCCGGAAGGCGAGCAGUUCAGGCAGUUUAAGGCCAUCGGAGGCUGGAAGGAGCUGCAGGAAUCUGUGAAGACGUUUGGGGAGAAGAACGUCCUCACCAACCUGGUGCCCGACCUGCAGGAGGUGGACACUGACGAGGCCUUUUCCUCCGUGCCGUACGAGAAGGGCUUUGCUCUUCUGUACCACCUGGAGGAGCUACUGGGGGGCCCAGAGGUGUUCAUGGGAUUUGUUAAAUCCUACAUCCAGCUGUUUGCCUAUGGCAGCGUGACCACGGAGGAAUGGAAGAGCUACCUGUUCACUUACUUCAAGGACAAGGUGGAUAUGCUGAACAAAGUGGACUGGACCGGCUGGAUGAACACACCCGGAAUGCCCCCUGUCACCACACAGUAUGACACCACGCUUGCAGACGCCUGCAUCGCCCUGUGCAAGAGAUGGGUCCAGGCUAAAGAGGCGGGCCUGGCUGGGUUCACUGAGGCCGACAUUAAGCCCCUCUCCUCCCAUCAGCGCAUUGAGUUCCUGGCCCUGCUGCUGCAGGAGAAGCCCCUCCCUCUGUCUCAUGUCAAGAGGAUGGAGGAGGUCUACAGCCUGAACAGCGUGAAGAACGCAGAGAUACGAUUCAGGUGGCUGCGUGUGUGUGUGAGGGCGAAGUGGGAGGAGUCUGUUCCCCUGGCUCUGGGGAUGGCCACUGAGCAGGGCCGCAUGAAAUUCACCCGCCCACUGUUCAGGCGGGUAAUAUCAGCUGACAAAGUUCCGGAUCUGGCCGUCAGCACCUUCCUGCAGCACCGGGGCGGCAUGCACCCUGUCACCUCCACCCUGGUGGCCAAGGACCUGCAGGUGCAGCAGGACCAAACCACUGGCUUCUAGUCCCCAACUACCACAGCUCUCUCUCUCUCUCUCUCUCUCUCUCUCUCUCUCUCUCU
This is a messenger RNA of Conger conger (European conger), 1963 nucleotides long. RefSeq names its product leukotriene A4 hydrolase (gene lta4h). The transcript has 20 exons. The record is from RefSeq and is a predicted model, not a curated record. Gene Ontology annotation, biological process: peptide catabolic process; proteolysis; leukotriene biosynthetic process. The coding region runs from base 48 to 1907 and encodes 619 amino acids. Gene Ontology annotation, cellular component: nucleus; cytosol. Gene Ontology annotation, molecular function: aminopeptidase activity; zinc ion binding; epoxide hydrolase activity. NCBI's taxonomy places the organism in Eukaryota, Metazoa, Chordata, Actinopteri, Anguilliformes, Congridae.